Molecule: messenger RNA, 2233 nt
Organism: Lycium barbarum (goji berry)
Lineage: Eukaryota; Viridiplantae; Streptophyta; Magnoliopsida; Solanales; Solanaceae
Exons: 4
Coding region: 1550-2233 (227 amino acids)
Source: RefSeq, a predicted model, not a curated record
UAAAUUGAGAUAGAGGGAGUACUUUGUAAGUUGGUGCGACAUGUGCUACGAUAAAAUAUGGGGAAAUUUCAAUAAUGUACAAUUCAACAUACGAAUUACAUCCACGUAGCCAUAAUUUUAAUUUACAUUCGCAUAGCCAAUUUAUACAAUUUUUUAAAGAUUCUAUGUCCGAAUUUUCCAUCAAAAUCAAGAAAUUUGACUCUCGAAAUCCGAAUUAUGCUGCAUAAAUUGAGACAGAAGGAGUACUUUGUAAGUUGGUGCGAGAUGUGGUGUGAUAAAAUAUACUAUCGUACUAGGCCCUCAAACUUGGUCUCAUUUUUUAAGUAUGCCCUCCAACUUUGAGUGUGCACAAGUAGGUACCUCAAGUUGUCUUCACUUUGCCAGUUGAACACUUUAACUUACAAAAUGAUCAUCUAGACACCUCCAAAAUUAUGUGUCACAUCAGCGCCAUGUCAUCAUUUGUGUUUAUGUGUUCAACUUUUACAAGUUGAGGUUUCUACUUGUGCACAUCCAAAGUUGGAGGACAUACUUAAAAGAUGAUGCCAAAUUUGAGGGCCUAUUUAUGUAUUAUGCCUACUUUUUUUUGUUGGGGUGGAUUAUGCACCAGUGCAUCAUCUGAGUUUUGUUUCUGUUGUUUUAUCAUGUGUUACCGCAACCAUCUGAGUUUUUGCUUAUCUUAAUAAUACUUCUUGAAGUAACAACUAUCUUUAUAAUUCUCAAAGGAUAUAGUAUACUUGAAGCGAAACAAACUGACUAUAGUUGAAUCAAAGCCAAGUUGACUUGCACCUGUAGGCUUCUCGAAGAUACAGAGUAAAUUUUCUCUAAGACCUCCGGGCACUUUGUUGCACGUUAUUGAGAUCCCAUAUUGUUUGCAAUCAUACACAGGGACGGAGCUAGAGUAUAGUUUAUUAAUAACUGCUUUCAAUUUAAAAAAGAAUCCCAAUUGUGUCGAACUUUUCAUAUUUGGAAUACUUACGGAUCUCCACGAAUAGGAUAAUAAACUUCAAAUAUCAAUCUGAGACAAGAAUGUAGUGUUAGAACAAAACCAGCCUAGUUCUAAGUAAUAGUGGUGUAUCUUAAUCUUUGAUCGGAAAUACAGUCUUAUGCUCUCUUGUACAACAUCUUGUGCUGUUUAAAUAUAUACUUUCCAUCUUAUUCAUAUCUACUUUCUAUUUGAUGAUCAUUGUAGGUUGAUGUUAAAUUGGCAAUACCCAAAGGUGAAAGCCGCCAAUGCCAACGUUGUUCUGAAUGCCAACAAUUCGGAAGACUGAAUAGUGAAACUAGCAGAAUUAGUAACACAAGGAAGGUUUUUGUUGGUGGAUUGCCUCCUUGUUUAUCAGAGGAAGAAUUCAAAAAAUAUUUUGAGAGUUAUGGAAGAAUUGAAGAUGCAAAAAUUAUCCGCGAUAGAGGAACCGAUACGCCUAGGGGAUUUGGGUUUGUCACCUAUGAAUCAGAGGAAGCUGUAACAAAUGUGUUGCAAAACAGAUAUUACUUGUUGAAUAAUAAACGUGUUGAGGUUAAGAGAACAGAGCCAAGGGAAAGGAGAGUUAUGGAUACUUGUAAUUACAAUUUUUACCCUACAUACUCAGGCUAUGAAUUGUGGCCAAUUUAUGAUUCUUAUGGGAUUUACGCCCCUCAUUAUUGGUCCAAUCAUACUACGGGUACAAAUGUACCGGUCCCGCAGCCUAUACUGGUACCGGUACCAGUGCCGUAUUUUACGCCUAGACAUCCAGUCAACUGCUACGGCUCAAUGCAUAAUCAAGUGGCUAAUGAGAGGGGUUCUGGCGAGGUUUCAUCAAAUUCUGCUCAAAAUUCAUGUGAUAGUGAUUAUUGGGGGUCUCACAACUCUGUUUCUCAUGAAGGGAAUGACCAAAAUUGGAACAAUAUUGAGGUUCAACUUGUUGGAAAUGAUUCAUCUCGAGAUCCUGAGAGUACAAAGCCACUGGAAAUAGAAGCAGAUAAUGGUGAAAAAGACAAAAGUGUGAAAGAUUCACAGGUCAAUUACCUUGCAGACAAUGGUGAAAAAGACCAAUGUGUGAAAACUUCUCAGGUCAAUACAAAAGCAAAAAAUGGUGAAAAAGACCACAGUGAGAAAAUCUCCCUGGUCAAUGCUGAACAUGACACCUCAGAGGAAAUCAAUGGAGUUUCAAACCAGUGGAAGAAGGAAGUGGACAGUUUGACCUUUUGCCAAAGUGGAACAUCUCCACCUCCAUUCUGGGUUAAUACCCAAUAA